This is a messenger RNA of Armigeres subalbatus, 5981 nucleotides long. RefSeq names its product homeotic protein spalt-major. Gene Ontology annotation, cellular component: nucleus. The record is from RefSeq and is a predicted model, not a curated record. NCBI's taxonomy places the organism in Eukaryota, Metazoa, Arthropoda, Insecta, Diptera, Culicidae. Gene Ontology annotation, biological process: regulation of transcription by RNA polymerase II. The transcript is spliced from 5 exons. The coding region runs from base 873 to 4655 and encodes 1260 amino acids. Gene Ontology annotation, molecular function: DNA-binding transcription factor activity, RNA polymerase II-specific; RNA polymerase II cis-regulatory region sequence-specific DNA binding.
AGACCAGUCUCAGAGUUGUCGUCGUACAAGUAAUUGGUUCCUUUGUCAAUAAUAUGUGGAAGUUUGUUUAGUAAUGUUUUGUAGUUUACGGAAACGCGAUCACUGCUAAGAGGAGCCUAGUUAGCGUAUUUUGUAGCGGGAGAGCGGUUUAUGACACACGAGAGAUUUUCGCCCUUCUUUAAAAAAAAAGAAAAACAAUACCAAGAGCGAGCAAGAAAAACAGCAAAGAGAAUUGCUUUCUCGACCGAGAUUUGAUCCUCGAACGCAGUGUCAGAGUGAAGUGUAAAAUUAUUUGUGUUUUUAUCGGCUCGUCCAUCAUACACACCCGCGGUGUAUGCUCGUGCACUCCCUCUCUGUCUAUCUAGUUCUAUGUAUUUCGCCGUCUCUAAUUCAAUCGAUUUUGACUUAUCGACCGAAUGGCUCGCUUAGCAUACAGUUUUAAUCAGUAGUGCCGCGUUGAUUGUUGAAUGAUGUGGUCGAAAACCGCAAAUGUAAGCCAGUGAAUAUUUUUUAAUAUCAUACAAAAAACAAUUAUUCUCCACGCAUACGGACUGCGUUGGUAGUUUAUAAUGGGACGUCAACCGAAUGACACGCCGAGAGUGAUCCGAAGGGUUUCCAAUGAUCAAUGAAGAAGAUAUUUUGGCUGCAAGAUUUUGGUUUCACGUGCUGUGGUGAUAAUGAAGACACAUUCUACUGAUAAUGCAACGUACACAAAAGUGCAAAGCGUAAUAUUGAUAAACGAAUCAAGUUAGUGCAAUAUAUCGUUAAAAUACACUACAAGUGAUACAAGUGAUAAGAUUCGUUGGAAAUGCUGAUCAAUGUGAAUAUUACUGAAACAUAAACAAGCAUUUCUAUCUGAACAGUGCUGAGCAAUGAUUCAGGUCGACUCUGUUGGAUACUCAAGAGUGAAGGAUGAAUCACACAAUGAUGAAGAUAUGAAGGAGAACGCAUGUUUCGAUAACGAGAAUCACAUUCAGAGACCGACGGUAAAAUCGUUAUCUAGAAUGUCGGAAGAAUAUACCGAACACGACGGCAUCAAGCGAGACAGGCUUAAUGAUCGUCAUUUUUCUACGAGACAUCAGCAACGCGAUCGUGAUGAGAUCACGCAUAACGAGGAUAAUUUAAGUGACGAGGAGAACAAUGACGACAACAGUAGUCGCACGGAUGACAAUGAUGGAAAUAAAAAAUCCGACUAUCAGGAUCGAAGCACAACACCGCACGGUUCGUUGGAUGGCUCACCGACGGCCAAUGUUACCGGACACUCAGCGGCCGCAGUUGCAAUCGCAGCAGCAACGGCUGCAGCGGCCGCGGCUGCCGCGAAAAGUCCCGCGGGCAGUGCAUCCUCAGCUUUACCAAACGAAUUCAACGCUGCGGCAUUUUUCCCACCACCGGGGCAGAUGUCCAUUCAAGCCUUUCAAAAUGCUAUUGCUCAAUUCACUGCGAAUGCGUUGGCCAAUAAUAUAGACAAUGAUACGGUAGUGAAAAAUCUGGCUAUUCUCCAGUCCGCACUUUUCACAUUACAACAGCAACAAUUCCUGCAGUUCCAAUUGAUACAACAUCUUCAAUCUCAGCUGGUGAAAAAACAUGCCGAAAAAGAUGAAGCAGUGAACGAUUCGGGAAACUCUUCAAUUUUUAGUCAUAGCCAUAAUAACAAUAACAACAAUAGUAAAAGAAAUGAACCUCAAGAUCUUCGCAAACAAGAUCGAAUUGAGGAAGAUGAAGAAAUUGAAGAAGAAGGAGUUGAAGAUGCAUACAGUAAAAGUUUUCAGAUGGCCAACAUUAUGGCCGCUGCUGCAGCUGCAAGUGCCGAAAAUCGUCCAUUAAUUCAUCCAGUUUCUGAAGAGGAGCUAAGGAAACCAAAAGCUUCUGAAUCUCUUGUUGAGAAGCGACCAAUUCUAGAAACUCCAAUAACGCUACCUUCUUCAACGGCAACAUCUACCAUUGGUUCAAAUCAUUCAAGUUCAACACUUUCUACCAUCGCUAGAGGUGGUAAUACAUCAGAACGGGAUGAGAUUUUACCAUAUCAAGAUUCCAAUUUCUCUUCACUGGCAGCUAAUAUAAUUACUGACCAUGCGCCAUCAACUAUGAGCGAACCAAAUUCGCUGGCUAUGCUAGAAAAGAAAGCCCAAGAAGUCCUUAACUCAGCCUCGCAGGGAAUUUUGUCAAAUAAUCUUUUGGAUGAACUGGCUUUUGCCAACGACAAAUCAUCUCCAAAUGGAAGAAAUGAUGCUGCGCUGUUCAAACAUCGUUGCCGGUACUGUGGUAAAAUUUUCGGCUCGGAUUCAUCGUUGCAAAUCCAUAUUCGAUCACAUACCGGAGAAAGGCCUUACAAAUGUAAUGUUUGUGGGAGCCGUUUUACUACCAAAGGUAACCUAAAAGUUCAUUUUCAAAGGCAUUCAGAUAAAUACCCGCACAUACCAAUGAAUCCAAACCCUGUCCCGGAGCAUUUGGACAAGUAUUUUCCACCACUGAUUCCGCAAGAGGCACUUAAAGAACAACAGCAGCAGCAACAACAAGCGCAACCUCCUCCUGCACCGAUUCCCCCUCCAGGGCCGCCCACUCAGUUUUCAAAUGCUUUCCAGCCAAGAGGGUUCUUUCCUGAUUUUUAUUUACCUCGACCACCCUUAGAUAUAUUUUCAAAUCCGUUGAAUGAGCCCCCACGAAAUCCAGUCGAUCUAUCACAAGUCAAGAAACCAGUGGAACCACCUAGAGAGCCUACACCUGAAAUAAGGCUUUCACCCGAGGUUGUUAUCCAUGAGCCACCUCAUAUCAAACAGGAGCCAAUGGAGGAGUCACUGGAUCUGUCGGACAAGUCUUCAAAAAUUGUUCAGCGAGAGGAAGAUAAAGAAGAAAUAGAGCAAGAGAAGGAAGAGCUUACAAACACCAAUCAUAGUACCAGUGAAAAAGAGUUCCCACUAAAGCUGAAAAAUAAUUCAGUCGAAAACUUAGCCACAGUUCCUUCAGUUUCUCCACCAUCGAGCUCAUCGUCUGGUUCGCUUUACCAAGAUACGGUGCUCGAUCCAUCUUUUUAUUCUGCCCAUAUGCCUCGUCCUGAUAGCAAUGAUAGCUCGUGGGAAAACUUUAUCGAAAUAUCAUCAGAAACAUCGAAGCUGCAAGAGCUGGUUGAUAACAUAGAUAGCAAAACCACCGAACCAAAUCAAUGUUUGGUAUGUAAAAAAGUACUCUCCUGCCGAAGUGCACUUCAGAUGCAUUAUCGAGUUCAUACAGGCGAACGACCAUUCCGAUGUAAAAUAUGCGGCCGAUCGUUCACAACGAAGGGCAACUUGAAGACACACAUGAGUGUUCACAGGAUAAAACCUCCCAUGAGAACGCUGCAUCAGUGUCCCGUGUGUCACCAAAAAUUCUCAAACAUAUUUGUUCUGCAGCAGCAUAUACGGCUGCACACAGGGGAAAUGACUGAUCUUACUCCUGAUCAAAUCAAAGCAGCAGAAAUUAAAGAAUAUGAAGGACCCGAUGUCCGAUUGAAUCCAUUUGGGGUGAGACUGAACGAUUUUCCCCACAGUAAUCAAAACAAGCGAAGCCUAGAACACUCGGACGAAGAGAACGAGCAUGAUGCUAAUGAGGAAAAAUCGCAUAAAGUACCAAUGAGUGAAAAAUUGAAAGUAAGGCCAGGGCUCACUUCACCAGCUAUAGAAAACCAGGUCGAAGAUUUACGUGCAAUGAAUCUGCAGCGGUUAUCAGUCAGAUCGUUACCGAACGAGGAGUUCUCACGGGACUCCGCCUCUGCCAGCCCCAACUCUGCAGACGCUAAGCGGUUAAGGUCAUCCAGUCCAAUUGGUUCUGUCUCAUCAGUAAUGUCCACGAGAUCACCGAUGUCCACACCACCAACAUCCGGCGGAGAACAAAUAGGAGUCGGAGCUGCUGGUAGAGCGGCGGCUGCAGCGGCAGCAGCAGCUGCGUUUCCUUACGGACCCCCUUUUCUAGGGAUGCCACAGUUUCCGCCGUUCAUAAGUAGACCACCGUUUCUUGGAAAUGUGCCAAUAGUGCCACCAGGUUCAAAUAUGCCUCCAUUCGGAUUAUUUGGCGUACGUGGAAACACAACAACUUGUAAUAUUUGCUUUAAAACUUUCGCAUGUAAUUCCGCGCUUGAAAUUCAUUAUCGAAGCCAUACGAAGGAGCGCCCAUUCAAAUGCACAAUCUGCGAUCGAGGAUUCUCUACAAAGGGAAAUAUGAAGCAGCACAUGCUCACUCACAAAAUCCGUGAUAUGUUUGGCAGCUCGGGAGGCAAUUCCGGAGAUGAGUCACGUACGCAAACUCCACCGCAAGACCCAAAUGCUAAUUCGGGCGUUGGUACUACGGGGGGAGAAUUGGGCAACAUUGCCAAUAAUGGCAAUAACCGAUUUUCACAUUCUUAUUCUCCUGCUCCCAUGGACACGACCGACGGCUUUGCUUCGUCAGGCGGACAGAAAAGAGAGCGAUCCAAUUCUGGCCACUUUGACAGUCAUGCGGCGGCACAGUAUGUCAAACAGGAGAAAGAUAAUGCCAUUGACGAGAAUGGUUCCAAUAGCUUACACUCUAAUGUAGAGAACCAAUCAUCUAACAAUAACUAUCAGGAGUUCAUCAACAAGGAUGUGGACAUCAAAAAUUGGUGCCAAAAGCUAAAGGAAAUGCCGGAGAAUAUUGCCGCAAGUUGAUAAUUUCACUUAGUAUCCGACCAGGGAAUUCAUGUAUAGCAUGAGUUUUUUUUGCGUUUGCUAUUGUGAUAUGAACAUGGUAUGUGCAAAUCAAUGAUGUUAAUAGCUUUCUUAGGAACUGAAUUCACCGCGAAAUAUGUCAGAACAUUACUUGUGGAAGGCAGUACAGGAAAAGGAACUAGUAAUCAAAUGUGCGAUCUCAGAUACAAUCCCCAACUUCGUUCUAUUGAUGAAGGAAACCGAAUUUGUAUUUUAGAAAUGAAAUUGUCUAUUUUUGUAAAAUAUGUAACAUAUCAUCUGAUCUUUAUAAUCACUCUGGUUGAUCAACUGAAAAUUAAAAAUGGAAUGUUUCAAUGCAAAGAAGGGUUUGAAGCAAAUAGCGUGGAUGGUGUAAUAUUAGAAAGAUAUUCGUGAUCUGACAGAAUUGCUAGUGUCCUAUCGGAGGAAAUCUACUGAAUCAUUAAAAUGCUAUGAACCAAUGAUAUGGAUUUAUGAAUCCAAGAAAGAAAAAUAUACACAGAGACUGUAAAUCCGUGUUAAGUUGUCGUGAUCAUAGAUUGAGAAGAAGAACAAGCAAAAGACCGAUAGAUAAGAAACAACUGAAAGUUUGUUUUUGUUUUACUAAUACCUAUUUUAAUACUGAAAAGAAAUAGGGAAAUUGUUUUUGUAUAGAAACUAUAUCGUAGCUAUCGCCUGGGCUUGAGAGCUCUUUUAAAAGUACUGUAUGUGAGUGUGUCACUGUAUGUAUGUACCUACAAAUAUAAUAAUAAUAAAGUAAUAUAUUAUGCUUUAUGAAAGUCUAAAUCAAAUAUCUAUUUAAGUAAGCUAUACAAAAAACCUGAAAUGAUAUUUGUAAAUGUAUAGUAAUCGAGAAAAAUACAAAUCGUAGUAAAUUAUCGGAGACAAAUGGAAAAGAAAAAUAACAUUCGGACAGACUUUAUAACUUCGAUUUGACGAAGGUAUAAUAACAACAAAUAAAAUCCAGGCAUACCAUAUUUUGUUUAUUUAAAUUACUACUGUAAAUUUUGAUUGACAAUAGUACAGAGACAAAAGAUUGUAUAUAGAGUUAAGAUUCAUCAUCCUUAUUUUUCAUGUAUCCCUUAUUGAAUUAACUGAAACAUUUACAAUUUCGUUCAUCCUUACAAUUGUGAAUGACUACCAGGAAAAAUAAAAUGUAAUUUAACAACUUUUUGUGAUAAUUUAUGUUAUGAAGUAUACUUUAGGUAUUUAUAUUCUAUUUUACGAUACUGUUUUUAUUGAAAACUAUGUAUAAAAGCGGAAAAGAAAACGACAAAAUAAUACACAUUCAUGAAAAAUUACAACAAA